Messenger RNA from Pyricularia grisea, 204 nucleotides. RefSeq lists its product as uncharacterized. The record is from RefSeq and is a predicted model, not a curated record. NCBI's taxonomy places the organism in Eukaryota, Fungi, Ascomycota, Sordariomycetes, Magnaporthales, Pyriculariaceae. Bases 1 to 204 code for a protein of 67 amino acids. The transcript is spliced from 2 exons.
AUGCACAUCGAAUCGAUCGUCUUUCAGGGUCUGGCCGUCAGCCUUGUGGCAUCGACCCCACCCGUUACCCAAGAGAAAGCUGUUGGCCAGCGGAGUGCUGAAUCAUCCGCAACAACGCCGACUGUGCUCGUGGCCCGCCAGAGCAGAACCGACCUCGGGAAUAACCCGCAACCACCGGCUAGUAUUCAGUAUUUUUUUCGAUAG